AAACGGGCAAGGAAAGAGCUGCCUGAAACGGCGACAGAGGAGCACGGAUGAUGCAGGAGGACGGAGGACACCAGCGGGGAAUGGAAGGAAGCGCCGCCCGGGAGGAGAAGGAGGAGAGCGGUACCCCCGGAGCAGCUAUGCCCUGUCUUGGCGCGGCUUCCCCCGGAGACGGCGGAGAAAGGCCGGGAGGCUCCGGGGCUGCAGGAGGGAUUAUUAGCCCAGAAGGACUUUGGGAAACGCGGCUGCCUGGAGGGCGAUGCGGGAAGGAGGAAACGGGCGAACACCCCGAGACGGUCCUGGAGGGCGGGGCGUCCUUCGGAAGACCCCGGAAUCCCCAAAGAAUCCAUGAGGAAGGAAGGAAAUAUCAGUGCCCGGAAUGCGAGAAAUUCUUCAAGAGCAAAGAGCAUCUUCAGAGCCAUCUAAAGGUCCAUUCAGGAGAAAAACCUCAUAAGUGCCCGAAGUGUGGAAAGUGCUUCAUUUGGAGGAGUAUCUUUUAUAUACAUCAAAAGAUCCACAGAGGGGAGAAACCAUUUAAAUGCCUCGAGUGUGAAAAGAGCUUUUGUUGGAGGGGCAACCUUUAUAAACAUCAAAGGAUCCAUUGGGGAGAGAAACGGAAGAAAUGCCUGAAGAGCGGAGGGUCCUUCGGAAGACUCCAGAAUCCCCGAAGGAUCCAGAAGGGAGGAAGGAAAUAUCAGUGCCCAGAAUGCAAAAAAUCCUUCAAGAGAAACAACCAUCUUGAAAACCCUCUAAAAAUCGACUCAUUUAUUAAUCUACAUAAAUGCUUUGAGUGUGGAAAGAGCUUCAAUUGGAGAGCAGAACUUAUGCAACAUGCAAGAAUCCACACUGGGGAGAAACCAUUUAAAUGCCUGGAGUGUGGAAAGAACUUCAGUCAGUUGGGAAACCUUUAUCGACAUCAAAGGAUCCACACAGGAGAAAAACCUCAUGAAUGCCUGGAAUGUGGAAAGAGCUUCAUUCAGAGGAGCAGCCUUUAUACACAUCAGAGGAUCCACACAGGAGAAAAACCUCAUAAAUGCCUGGAGUGUGGAAAGAGCUUCAGUCAGAGGAGCAGCCUUUACACACAUCAGAGGAUCCACACAGGAGAAAAACUUCAUAAAUGCCUGGAGUGUGGAAAGA
Molecule: messenger RNA, 1134 nt
Organism: Thamnophis sirtalis
Lineage: Eukaryota; Metazoa; Chordata; Lepidosauria; Squamata; Natricidae
Biological process (GO): regulation of transcription by RNA polymerase II
Cellular component (GO): nucleus
Molecular function (GO): DNA-binding transcription activator activity, RNA polymerase II-specific; RNA polymerase II cis-regulatory region sequence-specific DNA binding
Source: RefSeq, a predicted model, not a curated record